AUGGCGACUGCAGACGAUGACAUGCUGAAACGAUGCCCGCUGGCCUGGGCGUACAUUGCCGGCCUGCUGUCAGCUGCGGAGGAGCAGGACCAGUUUCGGAAAGCCUUACUCGACGUGUCCCAGCAGGCCUUGAGGCACUACAGGGAGAAGAAUAACUUCACCUUUGCCAACGUGCUGCUGUCGUCCUGGAGCCUCUUCGGACCCCUGGCUCACUCUGCCUUUGCCUUGGACGAGAAGACCGGGCUCUCCAAGAAGAAGAGCUGCGGUUUGCUUUGGUGUCCCGAGGGUGGCACGCCGAACUAUCUAAUCUGCAAAUGCGAAUGGGUUUUCACCUCGAAUUACAGGAACACGACCGUAUGCAUUUUCAUGGUGGAUACUCGGCGCAGGUCAUCCUUGAGGAACAUCACGUCUGUGCUGAACGCAAGGUACUGGACACUUUCUUUCGGGGUCAACAAAGCCUAUGCGCAAGACCACGGCUAUGACAUUGACUAUGUCAGACCCGACGAGGCUGCGCAUUACCCAAACAGGAAGGUAGGCUGGGCGAAGGUGAAGAUACUCAUAGAAGAGCUUCAAAAGCGUGGUCCGGAGCGGUGUGCCUACGGCGUUUCGAUCGACACGGACGCCUUCAUUCGCACCUCCGAGCCGCUCGCUGCUAUCAUCACCGACUACGGCUUGACUGAGAACAAGCUCAUCAUGUUCUCGCAGGAGUACCAUGUGGAAACUGCCGACAAGGGGACUGAUGACCUCAGCCAACAUGCCUUCAUCAACGGAGGCUUCUUCAUUGUUCGGAACACCCCGGAAGGACUCGGACUUUUGCAGGAGUGGUACGACGUGCCAGAAACUUACAAGGACAUGGCCCACCUAAAAACCGAUAACCCUCAAGGCCUCAACAUGUGCUGGGACCAGAAGAUGCAGCCAAAGUAUGCUGCGCCCGUGUUGAGACCAGCUUUCGUCAUGAUACUGUCAGCUCCCUUAGCCUUUGGCUUUGUCUCCACGAGCCCCGGCAUAGGCCUUUUGGGCGGUGAGGGCCGUGGCGAGCAGUCCUUCAGCUUGCGCAGCCGGACUUUGAGAAUCCAGCGGAGCGCAAGGCUCGUCGUGCAUCCGAAGGCCCACAUCGAGUUGCUGACCGGCGCCCUUCGCUUGGAUGGGGAGCUUUGGGAGAAGCCCCACCAGGGCAACUUCCAGCUGCGUCUGCUUGGCUCCGGGGAGGAGAGGGAUGCUGCAGUUCACUUCAGCUGGCGUCAAGCCGGAUUGCCAGACGUGGCCGAUGGCGAUGGGCCGAGCACAGCCUUUCCAAAGGCCUGGGAGGGGCCCUGCUUUUUCAUGGAGGAAGAUACCCAGGAAACAAUGAAAGGCUCACUUCUGUGUGCUCUCCUGGUGACGAGUACCGGGCGCUUGGAGCUGCAUGGUUGCCCCCGUGCUUCGUGGCAGUAUUUGAAGCAGACGGCCCUUCGAGGGGACACAGAGCUCGUGCUGUCCGAAGCCGUGAACUGGAGGCCAGGCGACUCGCUGGUGGUCGGCGCCAGCUCCGAAGACUUGGAGGACUCCGAGAUGGCCAGGAUUUUGGCAGUGAAGGAAGCUGGGAAAGUCGUGGUUCUCCAGGAAAAACUUCGAGCCAGGCACGAGGGAGCCUUCGGAGAAAGGCGUCUCAAUGCUGCCGUGGGGCUACUGACACGGAAUCUUCGGAUCUCCGGUGAUUCGGAGACGGUUCCCGAGCGCUGGGCCGGCUGUCGGAAGGCCUACGGCUCGGUCGCCUUGGAUGCAACGGCGCUGAGUCUGAGGGAUGUGCGUCGCGCCUGCUUCGGGGGCCACCUGCUUUUCGUUCAGAACUCCACGAUCCACAUCGAGCAUUCAGAGUUCUCCUUGCUGGGGCAGGCGCUGGAGAUGGCAAGGUAUCCGGUGCAUUGGCACCUCGCCGGCAAUGCAUACGGCCACUUCAUCCGCAACAGUUCUCUUCACCACAACUUCCAACGCUGCGUGACUGUACAUGGGAGUGAAGGUGUAGAGGUGCAAAACAACGUUUGCUUCCAGACCUUUGGUCACGCCGUCUAUCUUGAAGAUGGCAUCGAGACUGGCAACUCCUUCAAGAGGAACUUGAUAAUUUCUGUUCACCAAGGCGGCUCGGUUUGCAGUGACUGGGUCUUUGGGAAGGGGCCGCGCAGCAACUUGCAGUUGGGGCCGUCAGGCUUCUGGAUCACUAAUCCCAACAACAGCUUUUCCGAGAACCAUGUAGUCGGAGUUGGCACGGGCUACUGGUUUACCUUCCCGACGAAUGGAUGUGGCCUCGCAGCACUGCCGGCUGUGGAGCUCUGUCGCCGCCGAAAACCUGUGACACCCAUGGGGCUGAGCGCCCGGUACUUCAACGAUUCCAGGAGUGGCCACGGCUUUGGGAGUUGGUGGUUAAGACAAGAACCGUCCCGGACACGAGUGCCAGUUUUCCGUCGCAAUGCGGUGGGCACCGCAUCUCGGGGAGUGCAUGUGGAUGGUCGAGUGCUGAACUCUGCUGACGAACACGCCCCCUGUUGGGGCGAUGCCUGCUCCAGCUGCUCAGGUCCCUUGGAAGGAUCCAGCUCCUGGGUCCCCAUGCGCUUUGAUCCCAGCUUGCCCCUGGCGCAGCGGAGCUACCGAUUCCAGGCGAACCACUUCGAAGACUUCCUUGCUGCUCACAUCACCGGAGGCCCUGCAGAGUCAGAGUCUCGAGCAGUGUGGACCUCCGGUGGCUACAUCCACUUCACAGGCGCUGUCUUUUGGAACUGCCGCCAUGUUGCUGCCAGUAUGCCUGAGCUCACCACGGCAUGCUUCAAGGUUACCGAAGCAUCACCCCCGGGCUUCACACUGGUCUUUGAAAGCUCGCUCUUCAUCAGCGGUGACGUCUCAGAGACCUUCUUCCAGCUCUACGAUGCUGGCAUCCAUGUCAAGAACAGCCGCUGGCUCCUAGCUGCCAUCACCUCACCAAGCUUCCGCGUGGCCAAGCCCAAGUGUGCCUUCGGGGGCAACGGGAAUCCGAUCUAUUUGGAGGGCAGUCGGGAACUGCGACAGACGACACAGGGCAGGUUCGCGUGGGCCGUCCAGGCCAUUGAGGCCCUUGGCACUGGCAUCAUGAAGAUGUCAGCUUCACAGCUUGUCAGCUUUGAUUGUAUUGCCUGGGAGUCUCCCUACAUCGAGGGCUCUUAUGUCUAUUCUCCGGAUUCCUUUGGCUUGGAUAGAGCUACGCCGACUAUCCUUGCCCCUGACAGAGCGCAGCGGACGUCGCGACGUGUGCUCGGGCUUUCUGCCUGUGCAGCAUACUUGAGAUCCACGAAGCCACGCUUCUUCUGUGGAGAGUCCUUUGGUACCUACGGCCUCUGGUGCGGUUCAGGCAUACCGGUCGAAGAGUGUCCCGGCGCGGCGGAUGCUACAAACUGGUACCACUCCAUGCUUCCUUGGUCAAGAGGCGAGAGAAGUGAGGAUGUGGUCGGAUCGGACACUUCGACAGAGCCUGUGUCUGUGUGGGCUGGGGGGGCCGGGCCUGAUUAUCCGCCUGCUGGCGAUUGUCAUUUUCCGAAUCGGCCUCCGCACAGGACACCCUUCACGUGGGACCCCUCUUGCCUCGGAGGGGGUCUUGGCUGCAAUGCAGAUGGGAGCCACAUGGAAUGCCGCUGGUGCGGCUUUGACCCCUACCUGCCUUGCCCAGAAACUCAAGAGGCUGCGACUGGAGACUCUGAUCUUUUUGUGGGGCUAGUUUCUCUGCUCCUGAGCGCCUUCUUCCUAAGUCUCCUCGCUGCUCUUUGCUGGUACUGCACCUCCCGACGCCGUGCGCGCGCACGGCCCAGCUGUAUCUCUCAGAUUCCUCGCCAGGAGGCGCCAAGCCUCCUUGGGCGAACCACUCUGCCCGUCGAGAAGCCUCCCAUCCGGGGCGACGUGUACAGGCCCACCACAAGUGUGGAAACCAUGAAGCGGCAGAGACCGCACAGCGAAAUGCAGGCGCCUCCGGGAUCCAAAGGAAGCUCCUUUUGCAACUGGCGGUUCGAAGUGCUCCUGGCGCACACGGGUGAGCCGCAUCUGUUCACAGCACCGCUGGGUGUCGCCAUCCGGCACAACUGGUUCAAGGACCUACGCUUUGAGCAGGAGUUGCAGGACAUUCUCUUGCACCGGCUCCAGCGUAGAUACAACUGCAUCGUUUGCCAAAACGUGUACGACUGGGAUGACUCCAACAACACGGACCCCGGAUGGCUCUGA
This is a messenger RNA of Symbiodinium sp. CCMP2592, 4218 nucleotides long. The record is from the annotation of a GenBank genome assembly. NCBI's taxonomy places the organism in Eukaryota, Dinophyceae, Suessiales, Symbiodiniaceae.